AUGCAGUGCCACCUACUCGAGGUCGGCCGCAAACGGUGCGACCCGCUCGAGGAUGCCAGCUGGAUCCCGCGAUUCCGAAACAUGCUCGAAAUCUGGUUCAAGAAGGGCAAGUCGGUGAGCAGUCGCGUGCGAGCCAUCGACGAAGUAACCCCCGACCACGAGAUGUUCGAGCAGUUGAAGCGGAAGUUUGCACCGAUCGCGGAUCCCGAGCCCGAGCUGCGCGUCCGGAAAUUGAUCCCGAAAGAGCCGAAGGUCUACGGCGUCACCUACGAGUUGCUGAUCGUGAAAUCAUCAGCCGACGCCAUCAGCGCGACCUUCUACCCGAGCCUUUCAUCUGAUGAGUCGCUGCCGAGCUGCCAGCUACAUCACCCGUACCAACUGCAAUUCCAAGAAGACGCCGAUGGAGGUGGAAACUUCCUCCUGUUCGCCAGUGACGAGAAUUCCGAGCAGCAGUUGAAGUGGCUAACGAAGAAAGUCUUCUCCGCCUUGGAGCGCUGGAUUGAUAUACCCGUCUCGUCCGCGCCAAUGGAGACUACAAACGCGCUGAUUUCCGGUGAAGCAUUCGCCAGCACCUACUUGCAGCUGAAGGACGAUUAUGGCCGCCAACUGUGCGAGAUUUGGCCCGAGUCCACCGACCCGUCGAAAUUUGUCUAUGAGGAUUGUGCGAUUGCGGCCUAUCUACUGGAGACAUGGCGGAAGCGCGGAAAGAUGCCCGAGUACUUCCUCGACCUCGGCUGCGGCAACGGACUAUUGGUCUACCUGCUCAACAAAGCCGGGGUGCCGGGCGCUGGAAUUGACCUAAAACGGCGCAAGAUCUGGGACACGCUUUUCAAGGACACACAACUUUACGAGGACGUCGUCGACCCGCGGACGAUCCAGGGCAAGCCAUUCGCCCAAAAAGUCGACUAUCUGAUCGGAAAUCACACGGACGAGCUGACCCCGUGGAUGCCGGUGAUGGCCGCCCGGUUCAACUGCGACUUCUUCGUCAUCCCCUGCUGUCCCUUCGACUUCGGAGGCAAAUUCAACGGGAAGAUGGCCGGUCGGAGCACGUAUUCAAGCUACCUCCAAUAUCUGUCGAUGGUGAACGCGGUGAUUGGGUUCGAGAUGGACAGGGACCGACUGCCGAUUCCAUCAACGAAACGCAAAUGCUUCAUCGGCGCCAUCCCAUCGGGCGGACUCCCCAGCGACACCGAGGCGACCAUUUCUCAGUUGACGCAAAACGUCGCGACGUUCGUGCCGAGGCCGAAAAUUCAAAAGAAUUCCAACUGCAGCGAUAUACCCGUGGAGAUGCGCAAGCGGAUAGCGCUGAAGCUGUUCGACUACUUGCUGACCGGACGCGCCGCCACCUCAACGUCUGGACAGUGGUACCAGGGAUCACAAGUGGCCCUCGCCGAGCUCUUCAAACUACUGACUCCCGAAGAGGUCGACUGUCUGCGGCAACAGCACGGUGGCCUUCAAACUUUCAUCAAGAAUCACCACGACGUUUUCCACGCUGUUCAGGGCACCGUCAAGAUACGCGACUACCGUGACGCCCGUUGGCGGCCCAACAGGAAGAAGUUCAACAAUGCCCCGAAUUAUCGAAAGAAAGCGCCGUGCUGGAUGGCAGCUCAUCAUCCGGAUGGAUGUCCAUUGGAGGAAAAGGAUUGUCUCUUCAAUCACGAAGUGCCAUUCCAGCCACUUUGU
This is a messenger RNA of Mesorhabditis spiculigera, 1683 nucleotides long. The record is from the annotation of a GenBank genome assembly. Lineage: Eukaryota; Metazoa; Nematoda; Chromadorea; Rhabditida; Rhabditidae.